AAGUUGUAAGAAUGAAUGGAAAAACUGAGCACAUGAAUGGCGGCAUGGAAUCUCCAGAUAAAGAAGUGAACGGAGAGAAAGAAGAACAAACAGAUAAGGAUGGAGAGAAGGAAAGUGACGAGAACAAAGAUCAAGAGGUGCUCUUGAUACAGGACACUGGUUUUAAUGUGACAAUUACAUGCCCUGGUGUGGAGGAGUUUGAGCUGCCAGUGAGUUCGAUGGAGUUGGUACAAGAGAUUCACCAGGUACUGAUGGACCGUGAAGAUACAUGUCACAGGACAUGUUUCUCUCUACAGUUAGACGGACAGACGUUAGAUAACUUUGCUGAAUUAAAAAGCAUUGAAGGAUUGAAAGAGGGUUCAGUUAUCAAAGUUGUUGAAGAACCAUACACAAUACGUGAGGCACGUAUACAUUUAAGACAUAUCCGAGACUUGUUGAAGUCUGUUGACCCAGGAGAUGCCUACGCUGGUGUGGAUUGUAACUCGGUGUCCUUCCUCAAUAUAAUCACUGCUGGAGAUAUCCUUGAAAAGAAGCACAAAGACUCCCUGGAUUGCACACCCCCUGACUAUAUCAUGCCAGGUAGUAAAGAAAGACCAUUACUACCUCUACACCCAAAUAUCAAAGAACUAAAGACUCCACCAUGUUUGAAAGUUUUGACACUAAGUGGAUGGAAUCCCCCACCUGGAAACAGGAAACUGCAUGGAGAUUUGAUAUAUCUGUAUGCAGUAACCUUAGAGGAGAAGAAAUAUCAUAUCACAGCAUCAACCCGUGGAUUCUAUGUUAACCAGUGCACAGAAGACGUAUUCAAUCCGAAAGCUGCGGCACAGAAAUUCUUGUCACAUACAUUGAUAGAACUACUGAAUCAAUUGAGUCCUGCGUUCAAACGUAAUUUCUCCAUGUUACUUAAGAAACGUGGUCAAAAGCACCCGUUUGAGCGCGUACCCACACCCUAUCAGGUUUACACAUGGAUGGCACCACUACAGGAACAUACUGUUGACUACAUUAGGGCAGAAGAUGCUUUUUCUACCCGACUCGGGUAUGAGGAACAUAUUCCUGGUCAAACAAGAGAUUGGAAUGAAGAGGAUACAAAAAACGAGAGACUCUCUCGUAUAUUAGAGCGGGAGCAGGAGCAAUCAGUGGUUUACGGUUCAAUAGAUUUUGGAAAAACUGUUGUCACAAAUGAUAAAUACAAAGAAUUGUUACAAAAAUCUGCUAGUCAACUAAAAAUAAGACCUCACAAGGUAUUGAAUGAGAAGGAGGAGGAAGUGGAGUUGUAUUCAUCUAUAGAGUGUAAGGGAAUUGUGGGUAACGAUCAGAGACAUUACGUUCUAGAUCUGCUGAGGACGUUCCCUCCAGAUGUUAACUUUUCUGAAGUUUCACCAGAUGAGUUAUCUAAUGAUAUGAGAAAUCAUGGUUAUCCCCUUAAACACAGGCACAAGUUAUGUUGUCUUAGACAGGAACUUGUUGACGCGUUUGUAGAAAAUCGAUAUGUAGCAUUUGUACGCACUGCGGCCUACCACUUUCAGCAGAUGCAAAUACACAAAAAAGCCUCUCAGGACCUUGAAAAAGAAUCAAAACUUAAGGCAAUCUCAGCAGCAACAAAGACAGUUGUUCCAGGUGAGAAGGAGAAAUCUGAUGAUAAGGACAUGGCUGAGGCCGAGACGGAGGAAGCUAAAAAAAUUGUUGAGGCCCUUACUGACAAAGAAAAUCAAACAGUUGAGGAAAGCAGUAAGGAUAUAGUCAAGAAGGCAGCUAAAGCUGUAGGAUCUCUUAGUGAAACUGAGUUCAAUCUGACCUUUAACCCCGAUGUCUUUCAAGAAACAUGUCAAACAUGCUCUGCAGUAUUACAGAAGGAGAAACAAGCAGUGAAAGAGGCUGCUGAGUUCCUUGUUCUGCACCAAAUACCUACUCUUGUAAAUGAUUGCCUAGAUCACUCAUCUCCACCAAUAGAUGGCGCCACGUUGACAGAAGCAAUGCACACUCGUGGUGUAAACAUGCGCUACCUAGGCAAGCUUGCAGAGACUGUAUCCAAAUAUAAAUCUGUUUCUUAUAUCUAUACUAUAUGUAUUGCUGAGAUGAUCACACGUGCAGCCAAACAUUUAUACAAGAUCCACAUGCAGGGAAUAGAUCAGACAACACUAUCUGCAGCUAUCAGUCAUUUCUUGAACUGCCUGGUAGGAUCCUUCCCGACACCACACCCUGGAGUUUCAGUGGAUGAGGGUAAAGGAACAAGAAAGAAGAAUAAGAGACGUAACAAGGGUAUAGCUAUCAGUAUUGAUAACACAGAGUGGGUCAACGAAACACCAAAAUCAUUGUGGAAGAAAAUCAUUGAUGAAGUUGACGAGUAUUUUCACUACACACUAGAAUGUGAUUCGAUUGACUCGGCAGUAGAGAAGUAUGGAAUACAGAAAGUAUCGUUACUACGUUCAUUCUGUCAAUGUGUUGGUGUACAGAUCUUGUUACGAGAGUAUAAUCUCGAGAUUAGAAGUAGGGCAAUCUUCGCUGAAGAUGAUAUAGUCAAUGUCUUUCCAGUUGUUAAACAUAUUCACCCCAGGGCAUCAGAUGCUUAUCACUUUUUCUCAAGUGGUCAAUCUAAGAUACAGCAAGGAUCACUUAAGGAAGGAUAUGACCUGAUCUGUGAAGCUCUCAAUCUUCUCAAUAACGUGUACGGAGCCAUGCAUCCGGAGAUUGCAGCAUGUCUACGUCUUCUCGCCAGAUUGAAUUAUAUCAUGGGCGAUUAUCCAGAGGCGAUGAGCUAUCAGCAGAGGGCGGUGUUGAUGAGUGAACGAGUGCUCGGAAUCGAUCAUCCAAAUACUAUAACAGAAUAUGCACAUCUUGCGCUGUAUUGUUUUGCUAAUAAUCAAGUAUCGAGUGCUCUACGUCUGAUGUACAGAACACGGUACCUGGCUCUGCUUUGUCACGGGGAAAAUCACCCGGAAACUGGUCUCAUAGAUAGUAACAUUGGAUUGAUAUUACAUGCUGUUGAGGAAUAUGACCGUUCUCUGACCUUCCUAGAACAUGCCUUACAACUUUACCAAAGAUUUUAUGGAUCAAAGAGCUUGAAGGUUGCCAUGAGUUACCAUUUGGUUGCUAGGACACACUCUUGUCGCGGAGAUUUCAGGGCAGCAUUAAACAGUGAAAAGGAGGCAUAUACAAUCUACAGACAAAUGCUGGGAGAGGAGCAUGAAAGAACAAAGGAGAGUGGCGAAUGCCUCAAACAUCUUACACAACAAGCUGUCGUCUUCCAGAAAAAAAUGAAUGAAAUCGUGAAGGGAGAAAAAGUCACAUCCUUGGCCGGUUUACAGAUUCAAACUCCGUCCAUGCACAGCGUAAUGGAAAUGUUGAAUGUUAUCAAUGGAAUAGUUUUUGUACAAAUUAGUCCUGAUGAAAUUGAAAGGCUCAGAAAAGAAAUUGGAAAGAAACCAGAACAAAAGGCAGGAGAGAAAGAUUCAGAAAGUAAAGCUAGUGAUAGUGGUAACGAAUCUGACAAUGUCAAUUCUCCAGAAAAAGACGAUCUUGCCAAAACUGAGAAACAGUUGAUAAAUGGUGAGGUACAUGUGGAAGAAAUCGCAGUGGGACAUUGAAAUGUGGGGGGAUUAUGAUUUUGAAGUGAUAAACUACUGUAGACAUAGGCAAGCAAAGUGAUCCACAUGAAAAAAAAAUUGAUAUAAAUUGUGUGAUAUUGAAAUUUUUAAGCGCUGUUUUGAGUUUUGGUAACUCUUCACUGUAAUAAAAGAGAGACAAAUUUAGGUUGGUUUUUACUUUUGAUGGUAACUCUCACAGACAAUUGGCACACAGUAACUGGCGCGUAACAGUAUCUCGAAGAUAUCUUUGUUCAGUUCUUGUGUAUAGAUGGAUGAACUGGAAAAAAGUGCUUCACAUCAUUGCUGCAUUGUUGUUUUAGAUUAUCAUGUGUGUUACAAGUGGUGCUUUAUUUAGAAUCUAAAGAGACACACUUCCAGGACAGUCGAAAAGUAUAAACUUUCAAAUCCUCAAACUCGGAGAAAAAAAAAGAUAUUUGAAGUUUUAAAGAAAUGUAAGAAAUUUUUGCAAUCUGUGUAAUGCCUUGCGUGUAUUAUGUAAAAGAAUUUUUGUAUUAAACCCUUAGUCUGCUGGUGUUUUUAACCAUGUGACAAGUGUAGAUGCAGGCAUAUCCCUGGCAUCUGAUCAUUCACUGCACUGUUCAUUAAUGAGUCAAAACAUAUUUUGAAAUUUUCCCUUGAAAAUGAAGUAUUUAAAAUGAGGAAAUAUUUUGAAACUUUCCCUUAAAUUGAAAGUUUUGAAAAGUCACUAGACAAAUAGUCUUAAUAUUUUGAAUACACUGUGAAUCUUUUUAAAAAAAGUGCAAGAAGGUGCUUUUGGUCACCUAUAAUAGAAAUGAAAUAUUGAACAUUUUAUUGGUUAUAUUUUAUAAGAUCAUUGUUUCAUCUAAUAAAGGAAUGCUGAAUUGAAAAUAAAAUCACUGUUCUUGCACCAAAACUUUAAAUGUGAAAAUAAGGGUGACUAUUAUUUGACACGCAGAUAUCAGUUUUCUACUCUCUUUUACAAAUGUAUGAAUAAAACAGACAAUUAAUAGUUUGUAUAAAUUCUCCACAAGUAUUUCUUUAAGUAAUGAUGAAAAUUAGUUGUGAUGAAGAUUUUACUCUACUAUUCUUUAAUAUCUUAUAAAUCUCAAAACAGAUAUUUGAUGAAGGUAUUUGAAAUCUCAUAAUCAUAAUUCAGUUUUAGUUUAUGAUUUUUAACUCCUUUGUUAAGGCACUUUUAUUUCUUGCACUUCCUAUUUUUCUUGCAUUGAAACAAGUUAGAUC
This is a messenger RNA of Ruditapes philippinarum (Manila clam), 4808 nucleotides long. Its product is annotated as clustered mitochondria protein homolog. Bases 12 to 3584 code for a protein of 1190 amino acids. Gene Ontology annotation, molecular function: protein binding; mRNA binding. The record is from RefSeq and is a predicted model, not a curated record. NCBI's taxonomy places the organism in Eukaryota, Metazoa, Mollusca, Bivalvia, Venerida, Veneridae. The transcript is spliced from 28 exons. Gene Ontology annotation, cellular component: cytoplasm. Gene Ontology annotation, biological process: intracellular distribution of mitochondria.